AAAACAAAAAAACACAAGAACAAGGAAAAAACAAAACAAACUACUUUCUCUCUCCUAUAUCAAAAUUAUGCCAUAAAAAUAAAUCUACAUUUUCACAAAUUUAUGUUUGAAGAUCUUUCAUUUUUCUGCAAAUAAUUACAAAAGAAUUGAAAUAAUAAUUAUGGGAUCAUUUACAAGUUUGAGAAAAGCUUAUGGAGCACUCAAAGAUACAACAAAGGUGGGGCUUGCAAAGGUUAAUAGCGAAUUCAAGGAAUUAGAUAUUGCAAUCGUAAAGGCUACAAAUCACGUCGAAUGUCCUCCUAAAGAACGUCAUGUUCGUAAGAUCUUUUCUGCAACUUCAGUGAUACGUCCGCGAGCUGAUGUGGCUUAUUGCAUUCAUGCCCUUUCCAAGAGAUUAUCUAAAACGCGAAAUUGGAUUGUUGCAGUGAAGACAUUAAUAGUAAUUCACAGAACAUUGAGAGAGGGAGAUCCUACGUUCAGAGAGGAGCUAUUAAAUUAUGCUCAUGGAGGAAAUGUUCUCCAAAUCUCAAAUUUCAAAGAUGAAUCAAGUCCAAUGGCAUGGGAUUGCUCAGCUUGGGUUAGAACAUAUGCUCUGUUCUUAGAGGAAAGAUUAGAGUGUUUUAGAGUUUUAAAAUACGACAUUGAGGCUGAACGUUUGACCAAAUCUACUCCUGUUGCUACCAAGGUACAUAGUAGAACAAGACUUUUAACUCGAGAUGAAUUAUUAGAGCAAUUACCUGCACUGCAACAGCUUCUCUUUCGUUUAAUUGGUUGCCAUCCCGAAGGAGGAUCUUAUAGCAAUUUUCUCAUCCAAUAUGCUUUGGCUUUGAUAUUAAAAGAGAGCUUCAAAAUAUAUUGUGCAAUUAACGAUGGAAUUAUUAAUCUUGUGGAUAUGUUUUUUGAUAUGUCAAGACAUGAUGCCGUAAAAGCACUCAAUAUUUACAAAAGAGCUGGCCAACAGGCUGAAAAUCUUGCAGAAUUUUAUGAAUAUUGUAAGGGUUUAGAGCUUGCUAGGAACUUUCAAUUCCCAAUACUAAGACAGCCACCUCCAUCAUUUCUUGCAACAAUGGAAGAAUAUAUUAAGGAAGCGCCACAGGCAGGCUCUGUUCAAAAAAGAUUGGAAUAUCAAGAGAGACAAGAUUCAAUGCAUGAAAAACUAGAAGAGGUUUCAGAACCUUCAAAAGAAAUUGAAAAUGUUGAAGAUAACAAAGAAACAAUUGAGGAGCCAAUUGAAGAAACUCAAACAAACAAUCAAGUGGAAGAUCUACCAUUAAUAUCUACUGAUGAUACUGAUGAUUUACUUGGUUUGAAGGAAAUAAAUCCAAGUGCUUUGGAAUUAGAGCAAAACAAUGCAUUAGCUCUUGCAAUUGUUCCAUCUGGAAAUGAUCCCUUAUCAUCAUGUAGUGCUUUGAGUGAGCUUGGGAAGCCAAAUGCAACAGGAUGGGAAUUAGCACUUGUGACUGCGCCUAGCAGUAACCAAACUCAUGCUACAGAAAGCAAAUUGGCUGGCGGAUUUGAUAGACUAUUACUCGAUAGCCUCUACGAAGAUGACACUGCUCGUCGGCAAAUACAACUCCAGAAUGCUGGCUAUGGAUAUAGCGGCACGGCAGCACAAAAUAAUCCAUUCGAACAACAACAACAACAACAAGAUCCAUUUUUAGUGUCAAACAAUAUUGCACCGCCGCCCAAUGUGCAAAUGGCAAUUAUGGCUCAACAACAACAAGAACACCAACAGCGACAAAUGAUGAUGCUACAACAACAACAACAACAACCACAACAAUAUCAACCUCAAUAUCCUCAAAUGCAAAUGCAACAAAUGAAUUCUUCAAAUCCUUUUGGAGAUCCAAUUCCACAAAAUGCAGUACAACAACAAGGAAAUCAUAUGCUACUUUAGAUUAAUUAUUUUAUUGUUGUUGUUAUGAAUAAUUUAUUCUUUUAAAUAGCAAAAUCUUAUGGUAUUUUUUUA
Molecule: messenger RNA, 1966 nt
Organism: Mercurialis annua (annual mercury)
Lineage: Eukaryota; Viridiplantae; Streptophyta; Magnoliopsida; Malpighiales; Euphorbiaceae
Product: putative clathrin assembly protein At5g57200
Exons: 15
Coding region: 161-1894 (577 amino acids)
Biological process (GO): clathrin coat assembly; clathrin-dependent endocytosis; vesicle budding from membrane
Cellular component (GO): clathrin-coated pit; clathrin-coated vesicle
Molecular function (GO): phosphatidylinositol-4,5-bisphosphate binding; 1-phosphatidylinositol binding; clathrin heavy chain binding
Source: RefSeq, a predicted model, not a curated record